AGUAAAAUACUAAAGAAAAUAAAUACACGAAAAAUGGAAUCAAAUUUUCAUUUAACUAUUAGUACUGAUACCUAGUACUUUGUAACAUUUUACAAUAACUUAAUAAAGCCUAUCAGUUUUAGCGCCACCGUGUGUCAGAAAGCAGAACUAAAUAUUGCUUAACGAAAGGCCUUUAGUACCUACUUGUACCACCCUAGCUCAAGACGCAUGAUCAAUUUUCUGUCUGUCCCUAUCUUUUAUAAAGAUUUCUCACGGUCAGCGAACGACUAUCGAUUUAAAAUAAAUAGGACAAAAGUCCUAAAGCCCUAAAAAUGUGGACUUAGAGCUGACGUUAAAUUUGUGUCGGUGUAAAAACAAAAAUGUUUAGUAAAGCAGUGUUGUGUCUAUCGACCUUACACUUUUAUAGUGUUGCAGCACAAGGAGAAUGCACCGAUUUGAGGGGAAGGCUCAUUACAAAUGGGAUGCACUAUGUUCCAGGCCCUGAUACUUGCACGUUAUGUAUUUGUGACAAUGGCGUGCCCAAAGUGUGUAAGGCUGUUCUGUGUUCACCACCCCAGGAUUGCCGUUCAUUUCGUGUGGGUACAACGUGCUGCGAAUUUAUCUGUCUCGACGAUGUAGUAAAACCCGCGGAGGGUACUGAGGCUAAUGUCCGAGUAGCGGCCGGUGGUACAGCGGCGAUAGUCCUGCUCACUGUAGCAUUUGUCGUCUACAGAGUUAGAAAGCAGAAACGACGUCGACCACCACACACGGAAGAUCAGAGGAGUCUGACGAGUAUUGGCUAUAUAAGCGGCAGUAUGGGCUAUAUGGGCGGGAGCUGCGAGACGGCGCCAAUGGGAGCGUGGAAGCCUCCCUCUAACUACCUGCCGCGAGGUGAAGCUCCGCCGCCCUACGAGGAGGCCAUGGCGCAGUGUCGUUCUGACCCUAUGAGAGUCGGCACGGAGUCGUACCAUCGCACGUACGCGGCGGGCGACGACGUGUGCGCCUCGCACGCCUACAACAUGCCGCGGCCCGUGGCGCAGAUUGCGAAUACACAAAACUGCUACAACGCUCCUCUGCUGCAGUCCGUACAUCCACCUGAAGUGAGAGACGCAUCUAUCAUCCCUCAUCCAUUGGCUCCAAGCAUGGGCGCAGUGGGGGGCGGCGCGCGGCUCACGGGCUCGCUGGGCGCCAUCAGCGCGCGCCUCAGCGUGCCGCGCGACGACCACGAGCGGCCGCACAACGUGCCCGGCUUCUACGCCACGCACGCCGCCCUGCACCGAACGAUCCCGCGCAUCUCGACGGCGGUGGACACGUCGACGCUGGAGGCGAUGGGCUUCACGCGCGCGGACCGCUCGCUGGCGGGCGAGGUGCGGCGCUCCUUCCACCGGCCCGGCGAGCGCAUCGAGCGCGUGCACUCGGGCCGCAGCGUGCCGCGCAACCUCAACAUCGCGUCCGCGCCCGACGCGCCGCUCGCUUCGCACGCGCCGCUCGCCUCGCACGCGCCGCUCGCCUCGCACGCGCCGCUCGCCUCGCACGCGCCGCUCGCCUCGCACGUGACCCUCGCCUCGCACGCGACUCUCGCCUCGCACGCGACACUCGCCUCGCAUGCGUCCCUCUCCUCGCACGCGUCCCUCGCGCCGCACGUCCCACACGCGCUCGCAGCGGAGUCCGACGACAACGCGACGAGUCCAUCGUCAGUGCGCACUGUGGGCAGACCGCGCGCACACAGCGAAGAACAGGAAGCUAAGCCCAAGCAACCCGAGGCGCCCCCCACUCUUCCUCUCACCGUAGACAAGCCUUCGUGCGUGUGCAGCUACGAGAGCAGCGCACGCGCAGAGGACGCGGACGACUACCGCAGCGAGUGCGAGAACUGCCAUUCUACCAAUAACAAUUCAGGUUGGGAGGAGGGCGGAGGAGCAGAGGGUGCGGGGUGGGGCGGCACGCAGACGCUGCAGCGCCGCGCGCCCCCGCCGCCCGCGCCGCCCCCCGCCACCGCCACGCUGCCGCAGCCCGUCACCCGCCACGGUCGAACCACGAUGGGCAAUCCAUUGAACCGGGAGAACUGGUUCAACACGAUACCUGAUUCUGAUACAGAAUCUGAAGAAGAAUGAAACGAAAUGAACCGAUGUAUGGACAUCGACCGAGAAACAGCCCUUUAAUGUAGUGACUAGCAAUUAUCGAACUGUCAUAUAUAAUUUUUGUUAUUUACACCGGCGCUAUACGAGUGCAACCAUUCGUGCAAAUAUUUUAAUAACUAUAUCUGAAUCUCUUUAUCUAUUGACAAGCAACGGAGACGUUUCGAUGUGUAAACCUCCUAAUUGUAGACGUUUUUCAAAUGUGUGGCGCCGGCGUUUAUAUUUUUUCAUUAUAUUUUUUUGUUAUUCAGUAAUUUAUUUGUUAAACUUUUAGAUUGAUUGCAUCGGUGUAGGUGUAUUUUGCUUUAAAAAAAGAACAAAUUGUUUUAGUAAAACUAUUAUUUAUUCUGUAUUCUCGUUUUGACAAAAGAUAAAAAUGAUAAUUAUUCUGUUGCAUUACAUUGCAUGUGGUUGUGAGAAAAUAUGUUUGCGUUAAUAUUUCUUGAAAAGUACUUCUCUACAUACAUUAUGUAAUACACUAGCGCCCGAUCGAGUUAUUCUUUUUAAUUUUGAAGUGCAAGGAUAAUUAUUUUAGAAACAAACGUAUUUUCUUCAUUUUGAAAAAAUAUUAUUUAAGGAUAGGUUACAAUACAUGACAUUCCCUAAAGUUAAAAAAAAUGACAAUUUUCAACUCGCCUUAGUGACGAAGGUUCUGUAUAGUCCGGUCGUUAAGAGAAUGCGUUCAAAACGUCUGUCAGUUGCUCAUGACACACUACAAAAAAACAGAUGUAAACAAAUUGAUAUAACCUUGUACAAGCGCUGUAUUUAUUUAAAAUUAAAUUUAGCGCUAAAUAAUGGCAUUGAUUGUAAGUUAACGUAAUAAUAUAGUUUACGAUAAUUAUAUAAGUUUAUGAACGAUUAUAUUUUUCACGUUAAUUCUUCGCCAUUACAAAGUUAUAUCGUUUAUCCGAUAUCGUCCAUUCGGUCGCGGAGCCGUCAGAAAGCCAUUCUAUUAACGGUCGGACAUUACCUAUCAUAUUAUAUUAAAAGUCGUGAAUAAAAGGUUACUAUUUUGUGUAAUGGUGACUCUGAAGAAUUGCAAACACAUUGACAUCAAGACAUUUCCGUAUAUAUUAAUUAAACAUCACAAUCGUUUGAUAUUUUUUGCACAAGAUGGUUUAACUAUUUAUAAGUUAGUAUAAAAUUAUUUAGCUCUUUUGAGUGACAUAAUCUUACCAAAGAUUUUUUUUGUUUUGUUUUAAAAACGCUUUGUGUCAUAUUUGUAUGUAUUUGAGGUUAAAUAUUACGUUUAUAAUCGUAUUUGUUAACGAACAUGAAUGCAAGUUACACACCAGGACACCAGGAACUAAAAGGUUUUAUAAGAAGUACUAUUAAAAAUAUAAACCAUUUAAUAAUUUCUAUGAUGAAGCCAAAGUUACACAUUCAGUGUGAAUAUUUUGCUGUUAGUUUGUAUAUUAUUUAUUUUGAUGUGAUCCUAUGUUGUAUUACGUACCAUGACAAUACAAUAAUGAAUGUUAGAUAAACGUAGAUAUUUUUAGUUUAUCAUGGAUUAUUCUAUAUAAAGGGUCGUGGACUCUCUUUUUUUUUAAUUUUUUGGCUGAUUUGAAAGCCAUAUUCACUUUACAAUAACAUAUUGUUUUUUUGCCAAGUAUAACUUGGCGAAUCGCUUAUUUACUUGAAAUAAUCACGGUUACUUAAUUAUUUGUUGUUAUUUAUUUAGGUUUAUCAUAUUUUUAUUUACCAAAGAUGGUUUUUUUGAAUUUAUUAUUUUUUGUUUAAAUUAUUUUAAUUCGUUUUUUUUAUGACAUUAAAUGUUAGAUUCUUUAAGUCAAAUAUAUUAUUACACUUUUUAGAUGUAAUAUAAAUGUCGACAAAAUUAAGUGU
This is a messenger RNA of Nymphalis io (European peacock), 3959 nucleotides long. RefSeq lists its product as uncharacterized. The record is from RefSeq and is a predicted model, not a curated record. Bases 360 to 2090 code for a protein of 576 amino acids. Lineage: Eukaryota; Metazoa; Arthropoda; Insecta; Lepidoptera; Nymphalidae. The transcript is spliced from 12 exons. Gene Ontology annotation, cellular component: membrane.